AUGAGUUCCAGUCUCGAGGCCAAGAUCGUCGUUCUCGGCGCGCAAGGCGUAGGGAAAACCUCUCUCGUGGAGCGCUAUGUCCGAAACACCUUUAACCCCGCAACAGCCUCAACAGUCGGCGCGUCCUUUGUCACCAAGCGCGUCCUAGACCACACAUCCGAUACCAUCGUCCGUCUCCAGAUCUGGGAUACAGCCGGACAAGAGCGCUUCCGCAGUAUUUCACGGCUGUACUAUCGCGGAGCGCACGCGUGUCUGCUAUGCUAUGAUAUAACAGACGAAUCCAGUUUCGAAGAAAUGGCCGGCUGGCUCCGCGAACUCCGCCGAAACAUAGGCACCGGCGAAGACAAUGCAGACCCGCUCGUUAUCCACGUCGUCGGCACGAAAUCCGACGUCGUGGCCUUGGACCCGAGCAGCCGACGCAUCCCCUUUGAGCGAACCAUCGCAUACGUCGCUGAACAGCUCUACCCCACGCAGGUGUCUACGCCGCCGGCUACGGCGACGAGCGGGGGCAUGAGUAUGGGGCUGGGAUUCAGCACGAGUGUUUUUGGCGGGAAUAAUAGUUCCAACAAUACCACGGCCAACAAUACGAAUACCAAUCUGAAUACGAAUGUGAAUGGGAGUGGGUUUUCAUCGGCGGCGCUGCAAAGCCCGGACUCGAAGCGCAGCUCGGCGUUCUGGGGACAGGAAAUUGGUUGGGAUUGUUGUCAUGAGAUCAGUGCUAAAGAUGGAGAGGGUAUUGAUGAGGUUUUCAGAGUCAUUACGCGGAAGUUGGUCGAGCAGAGGAAUAAGAGGGAUACGGAGCUGGCGCUUUCGAUUGCUGGUACGUCUUUGGCUACUGGUGGGCCUGGUGGCUCUAUUGGUCCGUUUAGUCCUGGGUUUGUGGAGGGGACGGGGAGUUUCCGCCUUGGGAUUGGAGAUAAGAGGAAGAGUUGGCUUGGUCUGUCUUCGCCUGCUGCUGGGGGUGCGGGUGAGAAUAGGGAGGCAGUGCAGAUUAUGCAAAAUGCCAAGGGGAAGGGGAGGUGUUGUUGA
Messenger RNA from Penicillium nucicola, 1029 nucleotides. RefSeq names its product Rab family GTPase. NCBI's taxonomy places the organism in Eukaryota, Fungi, Ascomycota, Eurotiomycetes, Eurotiales, Aspergillaceae. The coding region runs from base 1 to 1029 and encodes 342 amino acids. The transcript is spliced from 3 exons. Gene Ontology annotation, molecular function: GTP binding; GTPase activity. Gene Ontology annotation, cellular component: endomembrane system. Gene Ontology annotation, biological process: intracellular protein transport. The record is from RefSeq and is a predicted model, not a curated record.